CUGUGGCCAGAAGCUGUGGCCCUUCCAGGCCCACCCGGCCCUCCAGGACAGCCAGGGCUUCCCGGAUCCAGAAAUCUGGUUACGGCAUUUAGCACCAUGGAUGACAUGCUGCAGAAAGCACAUUUGGUCAUUGAAGGGACGUUCAUCUACCUGAGGGACAGCACUGAGUUCUUCAUUCGGGUCCGAGAUGGUUGGAAGAAAUUACAGCUAGGAGAACUGAUCCCCAUUCCCGCCGACAGCCUGCCGCCCCCUGCGCUCUCCAGCAAUCCACAUCAGCCUCCACGUCCACUGAUGCCGCUUUCAAGUGUCAGCUACGAGAGGCCUGCACUGCACUUGGUUGCUCUGAACACACCAUUCUCCGGGGACCUUCGAGCUGAUUUGCAGUGCUUCCAGCAGGCCAGGGCUGCGGGGCUGUUGUCUACCUACCGGGCCUUCUUAUCCUCCCAUCUGCAAGACCUCUCCACGGUUGUGAGGAAAGCAGAGAGAUACAGCCUUCCAAUAGUGAACCUCAAGGGCCAAGUACUUUUCAACAACUGGGACUCAAUUUUUUCUGGCCACGGAGGUCAGUUCAAUACACAUGUUCCAAUAUACUCCUUUGAUGGCCGAGACGUGAUGACAGAUCCUUCCUGGCCCCAGAAGGUCAUUUGGCACGGCUCCAGCCCCCAUGGAGUGCGUCUUGUGGAUAACUACUGUGAAGCGUGGCGAACAGCUGACAUGGCAGUCACGGGACUGGCCUCCCCACUGAGCACAGGGAAGAUUCUCGACCAGAAAACAUAUAGCUGUGCUAAUAGGCUCAUUGUUCUGUGUAUCGAAAACAGUUUCAUGACAGAUGCCAGGAAGUAAUGACCUUCCAAUGAUUCGUAAGCGUUUUCCAGUUUUUCUUAUGUGAAGAGUUGACACUGAAAUCUAAAAGGUUUAAAUGUUGUAAAUACUAGUUUUUUAUUACACAUUCGUCACAACAGCAACCAAAGAAAACAUACCUCAAUACACUCCAAACUGAAGACAUAAAGGACUCAGAUCAAAAAUAAAAUCUGAUCCAUCUGUUGGUGCUAGAUUCUGCAGGAGACCCCAUGCAGUGUGAACACAUCCCAACACGGUUAAGAGCGAGUUGAAAACAAAGGCCUUGGCAUUCUGCCCCCCCUGCAUCCUUCAGAAAGUAAUUUCCUCCUUUAACCAUUGUUGCUGAGUGUAAGAUGUCCUUCAUGUUUUCUCACAAAGUCAGUGUUUAGACAUGUUACCCUUUCUAAGUUAUGUGCCGACUGAACGCUUUAUUCUUCAUGCUUUCAUAAUAUACAGCCGUCCUUGGCUGUUCAUACAGAGAGACAGAACUGCUCAAAUGAUCCCAUUUGUAUUUUCUGAUAUUACCAGCCUUUAAUGUUUAUUUCCUAAAAUAUUAUUGCCAUCGUGCUUUAGGCGUUUUAUAUUUUUACACAAUCAUAUUUUAGUAUGGCACCAGUUUAUAUAACUCUGACUUGCUGGAAAAGUUUAAACUCCAAAUGAUCUGAAACUAGAAGAGAAAUAGCGCAAAAUAACUACCUUUCCCUUGGUGGCCCUUCCCCCCACCCCCACCCCCCGAUUUUAUGACCUCCACGGGGCAACUCUCGGAUUACAACUGCCGUUGAACCAACAGGUUCAUGAGGAUGAAUUUUUCUGAGGCGCAUAUAUCUUCGUGCUGUAUACUUUGAUUUUUUUUCCACGUAAGUGAACAUAAAAACAGCUUUUCCAGGCA
This is a messenger RNA of Leptonychotes weddellii (Weddell seal), 1729 nucleotides long. Lineage: Eukaryota; Metazoa; Chordata; Mammalia; Carnivora; Phocidae. The record is from RefSeq and is a predicted model, not a curated record.